GGCCGCGAGGGACACCCCGGGCGCGGGGCGACCCGUCGGGCGGGGAGCGGGUAGCCCCGGCAGGCGGCCCCGCGGCGGGCAGCGGGCCUCGCCCCGCGCCUGGCGGGGGGGGCAGAACGGGGGCCGGGCGGAGGGGCCGGAGCGGCACCGGGGGUCGUCGGGGUGCGCAGGGCGCGGUGCCAGGCCGGGGCGCUCCCACUGAGGUGGUAGCGAAAGGCGCGUUCCUCCGCCAAAAGGCUCUCUUUGGAAUCCCGGCGCCGCCGGAAAAGGGGCUCUCUGGAGCAGUGCUGGCUUUGAGCAUUGCUCCCCAACUCCUGCCCUAAGUGACGUUCGCCCUUUUCCUACGCCAGGCCGUAGAGAGAAGGGAAAAGUUCAGGCCGAAAGAAUUUAGGAUGCGCCCCCAGGGGUUGUUUUGCCAAGGUGAGAAGUGCUGGGUAGAGUGAUUCGGCUGUAAGGGUCGGCGAAUGUAAGCAAAGAAAAGGGUGAUACCCCUACCUGUAGCGACAGAAAUGAGCUUUUGACUGCUGUGUGUUCCGCAGAGGAAAGUUCUGCUUUAAUACAAGGUAACCUGAGCAUUGACGCUCCUAUUGCAAAAUCUGCAGUUGAAAAAAACCAAUUUUUUUAUAAGAAGAGAAUGGAUGGAGAAGAGAAGACAUAUGGUGGGUGUGAGGGCCCAGAUGCUAUGUAUGUGAAGUUAAUAUCCUCUGAUGGCCAUGAGUUCAUUGUAAAAAGAGAGCAUGCAUUAACAUCAGGAACAAUAAAAGCUAUGUUGAGUGGACCAGGUCAGUUUGCAGAAAAUGAAACAAAUGAGGUCAAUUUUAGAGAGAUCCCAUCCCAUGUUCUAUCCAAAGUAUGCAUGUAUUUCACCUACAAGGUCCGCUAUACUAACAGCUCUACGGAGAUUCCUGAAUUCCCAAUUGCACCUGAAAUUGCACUGGAACUUCUGAUGGCUGCAAACUUCUUAGAUUGUUAAAUAAAAUAAAUUAUAAUAAAAAAUGUAAAACUUUUUUCAGUAUUUAAUACAUGUAGUUCAGUUAGUAACUUUUUCAGAUAGCAUGUUGCGUGUGUGCUGUUGAGAACUGUAAAGUUCACUGCAGAGGCAAUUGCCUUCAGUUCUUUUGCAUAUAGCAAUCAUUCAGUUGGAGUUUGUUUUGCUGCUUACACAAAUAAGGACUUUUCACAAACUGAGACAAAUAAACAAAUAUGCCAAUUA
Pyrgilauda ruficollis (rufous-necked snowfinch) is the source of this 1213-nucleotide messenger RNA. It is a transcript of the gene ELOC, whose product is annotated as elongin C. Gene Ontology annotation, biological process: ubiquitin-dependent protein catabolic process. Lineage: Eukaryota; Metazoa; Chordata; Aves; Passeriformes; Passeridae. Bases 635 to 973 code for a protein of 112 amino acids. The record is from RefSeq and is a predicted model, not a curated record. The transcript is spliced from 4 exons. Gene Ontology annotation, molecular function: protein-macromolecule adaptor activity. Gene Ontology annotation, cellular component: elongin complex.